Messenger RNA from Plasmopara halstedii, 261 nucleotides. RefSeq names its product RxLR-like protein. Bases 1 to 261 code for a protein of 86 amino acids. The record is from RefSeq and is a predicted model, not a curated record. The transcript is spliced from 2 exons. NCBI's taxonomy places the organism in Eukaryota, Oomycota, Peronosporomycetes, Peronosporales, Peronosporaceae.
AUGCGUGUCUAUCCUCUCUUCAUGUCGAUUGCACUUGCAACUACCUGCGCUGCUACUUUGGUUACAUCGCAAACCGACAGAAGUGCGAUCGUGGUCAACUCGGCUGAUGUUGUUCUCAAUCCUGUACUUGCGACGAGUGAUCAGACGCAGUUUAAGCGAAGACUUCGUGCCGCGUAUGGCUUUAGUCAACUAGCAAGUGGCGAUAAUCAUGAUGAGGAGAGGACUCCAAUCGGUGGGAAGAUGAGUUGCAGAGUUCAUUGA